This is a messenger RNA of Ipomoea nil (Japanese morning glory), 896 nucleotides long. RefSeq lists its product as uncharacterized. NCBI's taxonomy places the organism in Eukaryota, Viridiplantae, Streptophyta, Magnoliopsida, Solanales, Convolvulaceae. The transcript has 2 exons. The coding region runs from base 168 to 776 and encodes 202 amino acids. The record is from RefSeq and is a predicted model, not a curated record.
UUGCUCUUAUCCAUUUUCGCCUCUGUUCCCCACUCCCAUUUUUAAUAAUCCCAUCUUUUCUCCAACCUUUCCAGCUUCCACAGGCCAAAGAUUUGGUCUUUAUUUCUCAGAUAUAUUCUUAGUGCACAAGAUUGCAGAUUUGGGUGUUUUUGGAUUUCAGUUCUGAUAUGAUGAAGCUGAUAAUCAUGGAUGAGGAUCAAACCCAUCUUCAAGAUCCAUCAUCACUGUCUCCUUCUUCCUCUGAUGUGUGCAGUGAUGAUCUUUCCUCUGACUCAGAUUUAUUUGGUGAUGAAGAAGAAGAGGAAGAACAAGAAGAAGAAGAAGAUAGCCUGUCUCCAUCUUCUGGUUCUAGCCAUGGUGAUGAACCCUUGCAAGACAUGUCAACCCUCCUCCAAGAACUGCCCUUCAAGAGGGGGUUGUCAAGGCAUUACAAUGGGAAGUCACAAUCAUUCACAUCACUAUCAAAUGUGAGGAGUUUAGAAGAUCUUGCCAAGCCAGAAAACCCAUACAACAAGAAGCUCAAAUCAUGCAGGAGCUAUGGAGGAUUGUUUCUAGAAGGGUGCAAAAACAGCAGCCAUAAUAAUCAGCCUCCUCAAAGAAGCAGCAGUUCUUCAAGGCUGGGACACUUGAAGAAGUCUUCUAGCAGAGGGUCAUGUUCAUCUCUAAGCUCAAGGAGAAAUAAUGGCAGCUUUCUUGGAAACAGACCCCCCACUGUUCCCCCUCACAGAUCUGCUAGCACAUCCAACUUUGCCAAUCAAACCCCUUUGCUAGCUUGAAAACUAAAUUCCCAGUUUUCCAUUGCUGUUUGUAUGAGAGUUCUGUACUGUUCUCAGAAUUCUGGAAACCUAGCUGACAUGUUCACUUUUGAUGAAAUAUGAUCAGAAAAAUUUGUAACC